AUGGACAAACAGGUCCGGCUCGACGACUUGAGUACGCCACCAGGCACACCGUCGGAGCGCAGUCAGUUCUACCAUGACAACGCGUUCUUAUACAAGUACAACGAGUCGCACACUCCUUCGCUCAGGAGCGACAUGUGUCCCGGUGGAGACCCAUUGAUGCAGGAUGACCUCAAGGCUGACAUCAAUAACCCGUCCACCAUGUUCAUCUCGCUCUACAACCAGCGAUCGAGUACCCCCAUCAAGUAUGUCGUAGUAGCAGCAGGCGUCGGCAUUGGUCUUGGUGUUUUAUUCGCGCACCUCAAGAUCGACGGAGCCUAUGCCAAGUGGAUUUCAUUGCCAGGUGAUCUCUUCAUUGCUGCUCUCAGAUGUCUCAUCGUCCCCAUGGUGUUUUGCAGUAUUGUUGGUUGUAUCGGCCAGCUUGUGGAGGCGGGCAAGGCUGCGUCCAUCGGUGGGCGUAUCAUGAGUUACUUUGCGCUGUGCUCCGUGAUAUCGUCGGGUACUGGGGUUGUUUUCGGCGUGCUGUUCUCGUCCUUCUUCCUCCAGCAAAUGAAAGGCGACGAGUCGGAUGUCGUAGCUGAGCUCCGUAUGCACUGCUGGAACGGAGAUGUGAUAUCCAUGGCCAAAGGUGGAGGAAUCGCCUGUGUCAAGGACACCAACACGACGGAGCUGACAAGCAUUCUUGCGCUUAACGACACGAGCUCCAAAUUCGCCACGGCAACCGAAACGUACAGAGACAUUAACGUCUCGCAGCAACUCUUUGCUAUCCUCAACGAAAUCAUCCCGUCGAACAUGAUGAAGGCCUUCUCCAGCUCGUCCACUAUGGGUGUAAUCACCUUGGCCAUUUUCUUUGGCAUCGCUGCCGUCAUGAGCCAUGAACGCACUCGUCGACAGCUUGCUGCAGGUGGCGGCCCAGCCGGAACAACCAAGACAGACAUCGACAUUAACCACCUGCUGCUACUCAUUAACCACGGCGGAUUAGUGUGCCAACUCAUGAUCAACUCGGUAGUGUCUCUGAUUCCGUUCGCUAUCGUGUCCAUGAUUGCCGGUUCGAUGGCCCAGUACACGUCGUCGAUGGAUCUCGUUGAGAGCGUCGGCUUCCUCAUUAUAGCGUUGGCACUGGCACUGAUUACUCUCACGUAUGGCAUCAUGGGGAUGGCGCUCUUCGUGACGACGAGAGUAAACGUUUUCUCGUACUUGCGCCACAUUAUUCCUGCUCAAGUUUUCAUCUUUGGCUGCUCUUCUUCGAUUGCUACAUUACCGAUGACCAUGCGCUGCGUGGACUCGACCCGUGAGGUUUCGUACGCCUUGUCUCGGUUCCUGUUGCCUCUAGGUGCUACGAGUAACCUGAAUGGAAGCGCUUGCUACAUGACCCUGGCCUGUGUCUUCAUGGCCAAGGUUGGCGGCUACGGAGAUCUGCUGACGCCUUUGCGCUACGCUUUGCUGGUGCUCGUGGGUGCAAUCGCAUCGUUCGGUGUAGCCCCCGUGCCUCACUCCGGCCUGGUCAUGGCCAUCACGGUCUGGCACACGGUCUUCAACAUGGAUGUCCCGCCCGUGUUUUCGCUGCUUGUGGGCGCUGACUGGCUGCUGAACCGCAUGCGAGCCAUCGUGAACAUCACGAAUGACACGAUUUUGGUGAGGAUUAUUGCCGACCAGUGCGAUGAGACCACGAUCACGGAGCUUGAGCUCGAAGCGCAGCCAACUCACCUUUCCUAA
Phytophthora infestans T30-4 is the source of this 1713-nucleotide messenger RNA. Its product is annotated as dicarboxylate/Amino Acid:Cation (Na or H) Symporter (DAACS) family. Lineage: Eukaryota; Oomycota; Peronosporomycetes; Peronosporales; Peronosporaceae. The record is from RefSeq and is a predicted model, not a curated record. The coding region runs from base 1 to 1713 and encodes 570 amino acids. Gene Ontology annotation, molecular function: symporter activity. The transcript has a single exon. Gene Ontology annotation, cellular component: membrane.